CCGGCGACGAGGAGCAUGCUGUCCCGGCAAGCCAUUGUCGUCGUCGUCGUCUUCCUCGUUCUUUUCUUCGUCGGCGGCGGCAGCAGAUGCGAAGCCGAGACGUUGGAGACGGCGUCUCUCCAUGUCGAUUACUCUGUCGCUCGAAGAAUGCCGGACACUCUGUUCGGUCUGUUCUUCGAGGAGAUUAACCACGCUGGAAGUGGUGGCCUUUGGGCUGAACUCGUCAGUAACAGAGGUUUUGAAGCUGGAGCCAACACAUCAAACAUUGACCCAUGGUCCAUCAUUGGAGAUGAAUCCUCUGUGCACGUCACAACUGAUCGCUCAUCCUGUUUCAGUCAAAAUCCGGUUGCUGUAAGGAUAGAGGUUGUCUGUGACGAUUGUCCAGCUGGUGGUGUUGGAAUAUACAAUCCAGGAUUCUGGGGCAUGAAUGUAGAAGAAAGGAAGACAUAUAAUCUAGUCAUGCAUAUCAGAUCAUUAGAAUCGGUGGAGUUGACGGCUUCACUCACAUGCUCAAAUGGAUCGCAAAAUCUGGCAUCAAAUUUUGUUCGAGAAACUGAUUUGUUAAAUUGGACAAAGAUAGAGCUGCAGUUACUAGCUCAUGGGACAUGCAGAACUUCAAGACUUGAACUGACAACUAGGAGAAGGGGAGUGAUAUGGCUUGAUCAGGUGUCACUCAUGCCUUCAGAAACAUACAAGGGCCAUGGUUUUCGCCAGGAACUCAUGUACAUGCUUUUGGACUUAAAACCACGGUUUCUACGGUUUCCUGGGGGUUGCUUUGUUGAAGGCAAUUGGUUAAAAAAUGCGUUCAGGUGGAAGGAAACUAUUGGUCCAUGGGAAGAGAGACCUGGGCACUAUGGAGAUGUUUGGCACUACUGGACCGAUGAUGGCCUUGGGUAUUAUGACUUUCUCCAGCUUGCUGAAGACUUGGGUGCUGCUCCAUUUUUAUCUUGUGAUUUAGGGAUGAGUCACAGUGAUGUAGUUAAUGGAACUAUGCUUACACCUUUUGUAAAGGAUGCAAUAGACAGUCUUGAGUUUGCAAGAGGGAGUAAAGAAUCAACAUGGGGCUCUGUUAGAGCCGCGAUGGGACACCCUGAACCAUUCCCACUGAAGUAUGUUGCACUCGGGAAUGAAGAUUGUGAAAUAUUCAAGCCGACAUACCAAGAAAAUUACCCCAAGUUCUACAAUGCUAUACGAGAGGCUUAUCCUGACAUUCAAAUAAUUUCGAACUGUGAUGGCUCGUCUAGGCCACUUGAUCAUCCUGCUGAUCUGUAUGACUUCCAUGUAAUACUAACCGAAGCUAAUUUGGUUGUAUCAUUCUCCCUGUUUUAAAAUUAUGUCUUACUGUUUUCUCAGACAGUCAAAAUAACCAUUGAUUAUGCUAUUGUUUCACUCCAGGUAUUUGUAAGCGAGUAUGCUGUUAAUAAUGACAAAGGGGGUGAUGCUGGCAAUGGAAGCCUCCUUGCAUCGUUGGCAGAAGCUGCUUUCCUCACUGGUUUAGAGAAAAACAGCGAUGUCAUUCAGAUGGCAAGCUAUGCACCACUCUUCGUGAAUGAAAAUGAUCGCACCUGGAACCCAGAUGCAAUUGUCUUCAACUCCUGGCAACAGUAUGGAACUCCUAGUUAUUGGAUGCAAACAUAUUUCCGUGAAUCAAGUGGUUCUGUGAUUCAUCCAGUCACUAUCAGCUCCAGCUACUUUGAUUUACUGGCAGCAUCUGCAAUCACCUGGCAGGACAAUGAGGAUAUCUUUCUGAGGGUAAAGAUAGUAAACUUUGGGCCAAGUGCUGUGAACCUUACAAUAUCUUCAAGUGGACUUCAAGCUGGUGUAAAUGCGGCAAAAUCAACUGUGACUGUUCUCACAUCCAGCAACUUACUGGAUGAGAAUUCAUUUAGUGAACCAAACAAGGUUGUGCCAGUUACAAGGGAGUUACCCAAUGCUGGGCAAGAGAUGCAGUUCUUACUCCUUCCAUUCUCAUUGACCUCAUUUGAUCUGGCUAUGUUUUAGAACACAAGUUGCAGGGUGGUAUAUUGGGACUGGGAAUGAUGUAAUGUCUUAAUAUUUAUGCAACUUCUUUUUUUUUUAUAGUGAGGGCUUUAUUUGAACUUUAGUAUGUACAACAAAUUUGAUUUUAGUAUGAACCACCUCUUUUUUAAUUUUGCUGACAGAAUCAGCAAGCCUGGCAGAACAGAGAGGGAUUGUAAUCACCCGUGUAGACAUCCACUCGUUUAUUGCAUGUCAACUAAAUGGUUAUAAAAAUGUUUCAAAAAAAAUUUGACAA
Molecule: messenger RNA, 2275 nt
Organism: Oryza sativa Japonica Group (Japanese rice)
Lineage: Eukaryota; Viridiplantae; Streptophyta; Magnoliopsida; Poales; Poaceae
Source: RefSeq, a predicted model, not a curated record